AUGAGGAGAGAGAAUGGAAGCAGUGCGUCAGAGUUUCUCCUUCUGGGACUCCCCAUCCAGCCAGAGCAACAGGGCUUUUUCUUCUUCUUGUUCCUGGCCAUGUACCUGACCACUGUGUUGGGGAACCUGCUCAUCAUCCUGCUUAUCAGUCUGGACCACCGCCUCCACACCCCUAUGUACUUCUUCCUCAGCCACUUGGCAUUUUCUGAUGUUUCCUUAUCAUCUGUCACCGUUCCAAAGAUGCUCAGAAAUAUGCACAUUCAGCGUUUAGCCAUCUCCUAUGAAGGGUGCAUUUCUCAGAUGUAUUUUUUCUUACUUUUUGUAUGUGUUGACAAUUUCCUGCUUGCAGUAAUGGCCUAUGACAGGUACGUAGCCAUUUGCCACCCACUCCACUAUACCAUCAUUAUGAGGGGGGAGCUGUGUGUCAUAUUGGUGGCUUGUUCCUGGUUCUUCUCUGGUGUGCAUGCCCUCCUGCACACCCUCCUUCUGUCUUGUUUGUCUUUCUGUGCUGACCACACCAUCCCUCAUUUCUUCUGUGAUCUCAAUGAGCUCCUGAGGCUGACCUGUUCAGAUACUUCUCUCAAUGAGCUAGUUAUCUUCACUGAGGGGGGCGUGUUAACACUCCUGCCACUGAGUGCCAUUCUGGGAUCUUACGUAUGUAUUGGGGCAACCGUCCUAAAGGUCCCCUCCAUGAAGAAGAUUGGCAAGGUUCUCUCCACUUGUGGUUCCCACCUCUUCUUAGUGUUUCUGUACUAUGGGACUCUUGCCAUCAUUUAUUUCUUUCCUUCCUCAGGCAAUUCCACAGUGAAGGAUGCAGUUGCUUCAGUGAUGUAUGUGGUAGUGACCCCCAUGUUGAACCCUUUUAUUUAUAGUCUGAGGAACAGAGACAUGCAGCUGGCUCUGCAGGUACUAUGUAGAAAAGUGGUGAUAUUUGCGGAGUGA
Messenger RNA from Dipodomys ordii (Ord's kangaroo rat), 942 nucleotides. Its product is annotated as olfactory receptor 1J4-like. NCBI's taxonomy places the organism in Eukaryota, Metazoa, Chordata, Mammalia, Rodentia, Heteromyidae. Gene Ontology annotation, biological process: G protein-coupled receptor signaling pathway. The record is from RefSeq and is a predicted model, not a curated record. Gene Ontology annotation, cellular component: membrane. The transcript has a single exon. Gene Ontology annotation, molecular function: G protein-coupled receptor activity; olfactory receptor activity. Bases 1 to 942 code for a protein of 313 amino acids.